AUGCACCAAUUUAUCAGCUCCCGCCUGCAAUGUGCAGCUACCUACCUUCCCCCCAAAUCAUCGGUGAACGAAACUGUGGCAGCUACAACCACUGUACGACGAAUCACUUUGGACUAUCCGUCUCCGGCUAGUGUCCCAGUCACUCGUAUCCAAAAUUUCGGCAAUUUCAUCGCGCAUCACGUAAGAAACGGAACACACCGUUUGUGGCUUUCCUAUCAAUCACAUCUACUUGGACGAAAUACCAGCUUAGACAUUAUGUUUCGUUGCUCGAGGAUUGGUAACCUAGAUAAUCGAGCAAGAUCUAUUUCUACUGUUUUCUCGUUUGUUCAGUGUCAACUGAAGGAGGCACCACCAGGUUACCCAAGCCCGAUAAUAACACUACCAUGCCACCUGAAGGAAUCACGAGGGCUGGUAUACUGCCAGGUUGUCCGACCCUUGACAGGGGAAGUUGAAAGACUGAGGUCGUGUUCGACCCACGGACCUUCUGGCCAAAUUCACCUGGUUGAGGAAGAAAAGAGUGAAAUACGCAAUCGGGCCAGACAUAGCAUGCAUGGAAUUGUUGACAAUGAGUAG
Messenger RNA from Opisthorchis viverrini, 573 nucleotides. RefSeq lists its product as hypothetical. NCBI's taxonomy places the organism in Eukaryota, Metazoa, Platyhelminthes, Trematoda, Opisthorchiida, Opisthorchiidae. The record is from RefSeq and is a predicted model, not a curated record. The transcript is spliced from 5 exons. The coding region runs from base 1 to 573 and encodes 190 amino acids.